This is a messenger RNA of Betta splendens (Siamese fighting fish), 10953 nucleotides long. It is a transcript of the gene dmxl2, whose product is annotated as Dmx-like 2. Lineage: Eukaryota; Metazoa; Chordata; Actinopteri; Anabantiformes; Osphronemidae. The coding region runs from base 328 to 9759 and encodes 3143 amino acids. The record is from RefSeq and is a predicted model, not a curated record. Gene Ontology annotation, biological process: vacuolar acidification. Gene Ontology annotation, molecular function: protein binding. Gene Ontology annotation, cellular component: RAVE complex. The transcript has 56 exons.
CCACGUCGUAAACGCGCAUGUCAAACUCGCUGCAGAGAUCCUGCUGCCUUGGAUCUCACGAUUAAUCGCGGGGAUGGUGUUGACAGAGAUAGGCGGCAGACCACCAGUUUACGUGUUUAAAUAGCUGUCAGCGCCAGGUAAUAUUACAUUUACACAGAGGAGCACAAAGUCUUUGGAGCCCACUUGUUUGUGGGGGAAGAAGACGCUGCCAGGCGGUGGAAAACGUUUACGUUACUCAUGGAAUCCCCAGUCGCUGCUAGAUGGAGAAACCGAAAGGAUGGACUCGUUAUAAAUAAUUAACCUUCCUGCUGCUAAAUUAUAAGUAAAAUGCAUCUACAUCAGGUGCUGACGGGAGCUGUAAACCCAGGAGAUUGCUGCUAUUCGGUGGGAAGCGUGAAUGACAUUCCUUUCACGGCCUAUGGCUCUGGGUGUGAUGUAGUGAUCUUAGCUAGUGACUUUGAGUGUGUGCAGAUUAUCCCUGGAGCUCAGAAUGGAAACAUACAGGUGGGUUGCGUGGAGUGCUCCCACCAUCUUGGCAGGAUCGCUGCAUCCUAUGGAAACACAGUCUGCAUCUUUGAACCUCUUUCUACAAAUCCAAACAAACGCCACAAGCAUCUUAACUAUCAGUGGCAAAAGACAGGACAGUUUUUCCUUGAUGCCAUCACCUACAACCUGGCCUGGGACCCUCAAGGGAACCGUAUCCUAGCAGCAACUGAGCAGCUACAGCUGUGGGCUCCUCCACUGACAGAUGCCCUAAUAGAGGAGGAGGAUGGGCAGAUCACAGAGGACAAGCCCCACCCUGUCCUCAAUGACUGGAACUGUGUCUGGCAGUGCAAAACUGCCGCAUCUCUUCACAUUGCCAAGUGGUCACCUGAUGGGGAAUACUUUGCAACAGUUGGAAAGGAUGACUGUUUACUUAAGGUUUGGUACCCUACCACGGGCUGGCGUUCUGCAGUGGUGGUGCAGGACCCCUCUGAUAAAAAGCCUGUUCCCGUUCACUUUUCCUUCGUUUAUCUGGCCCAUCCUCGAUCUGUCACUGGUAUGUCCUGGAGGAAGACCAGCAAGUUCAUGCCCAAAGGUUCAGUGUGCAAUGUGUUGCUGACAUCCUGCGAGGAUGGUGUGUGUAGGUUGUGGUCGGAGACCCUGCUACCAGAAGACAGCCUUCUCGGGGGACAGAUCUCUGAGAACACACACUCCUACAGCUCUAGCCUGCCAGGCCUUGUGGGCAAUAAGGACAAGAUACAGCAUGCCUUGGAGUCAAUCCACCACCUGAAGCAUCUGCGACGUGGUCGUCGACGGUCCUCUGCUCUGGUGGCACACAGUGAGCUGCUGCCCUCUCAGCUUGGCACACAGGACAUGCACAGUCAUCGUCACAUUACUCAUCACGCCAAUGCCCUGUGUCACUUCCAUAUCUCAGCCAGUAUUAACCCCAACACAGAUAUUCCAUCAGUACUGGCUGACUCUGCAGUGUUCAUUGCCGAUGAUAGUACUGGCGGUGGAGGCUUUGUGGUUCACUGGCUAAACAAUAAGGAUCUCAGCUUUACUUCUUCCAUGGACCUUUUUAUGCUGCAGCUCCGAAGAAUCUCUGAACAACAGCUAGACCAACCUUUAGAGGAGCCCCCCGACCCCGAAGGGUCCCCUAUGAAGUUCGAUUUUGAUCUAGAUGACAUGUCUGAUAAAGCCUCCUCAGAGCCCGGUGAAGAGGGUGAACCAGGGGAGCAGGGAAGUACCAAGGCAUCCUCCCCAGGAUCCAGUUCCAGCAUGCCUUUGCCCUCAAUGCUACUGGAGAGAAAGAUGGAGAUUCUGAUCACAGAGUGGAACAAAAGUCCAGACAUGUUGUUCACCAUUCAUCCUGCUGAUGGCUCUUUCCUGGUUUGGCAUGUGAAGUAUUUGGAUGAAUUUAACCAAGGCAUAUUCAGACAGGUUCAGGUCUCUUUCUCAUCCCGUAUUCCAGUGGCAUUUCCUACAGGUGAUGCCAACUCACUGAGUAAAAACAUUUUGAUGUAUGCUUGCACCUUGAGUGAGGGUGAGAGUCCUGGUGCAGGGGACCAGGGAAAGACAGUCCAGCGCGUCUCCUACUCUGCUUCAGCCUCAGCGGGCCUUUGUUCACCUGCUUUGACAUACUCUCCCAAUCCUUGCCCUGGUAUCAGCCCUGCUGUCAUGAUGGUCUCUAAACAUGUUGAUGGAUCUCUUAACCAGUGGGCAGUAACAUUUGCUGAGCGUUCUGCCUUCUCCAAUGUAUUGACUGUGUCGCACAAGUUCCGAUACUGUGGUCAUCGCUUCCAUCUGAAUGACCAAGCCUGCCACACAGUACUGCCACUGCUACUGACCUCCUCUCAUCAUAACGCCCUCCUGACGCCUCCCUCAGCCCCUACCAGCCUGGAAGGAGAGGAGCCUCCUACCUUUCCCCUUCCAAAGGGACUUCCUAGCAAGAAGCAGCUUCGUAAUGCAGCUACAAGGACGUUCCAUGACCCCAACGCUAUCUAUAGUGAACUGAUUUUGUGGAGGGUGGACCACAUUGGACCACUGUCGUGCACAGGAGGGGUCUCUGAAUUGGCUCGUAUAAACUCUCUGCACACGUCGGCUUUCAGCAAUGUUGCUUGGCUACCUUCACUAGUACCAAGCUCUGUUCUAGGAACUUACUGUAAUAGUGCCAGCGCCUGUUUUGUGGCAUCAGAUGGUAAAAAUCUGCGUCUCUAUCAAGCUGUGGUGGAUGCCAGAAAACUAUUGGAUGAACUGUCAGAUCCUGAAACAUCUAAAUUGGUGGGCGAGGUAUUCAAUAUUGUCAGCCAGCAGUCUACUGCCAGACCUGGAUGUAUCAUAGAGUUGGAUGUUAUUACCAAUCAGUGUGGCCCAAACACCCAGCUGCUUCAUGUUUUCCAAGAGGACUUCAUUCUAGGUUACAAACCUCAGAAAGAAGCAGAGGCGAAUCCCUUUCCAUCUGGUGAAGAUUUUCAACCUGCUCCAUUUUCUGAGAAGUUCUUCCUGGUGGUGAUAGAAAAAGAUCUCAACAGGAACUCUGUUCUACAGAUGUGGCACCUGCACCUCAAAUCUGUACAGGCUUGUGUUGAUGAGCUGAGCCCAGAGUAUAACGUCCAAAACCAGUUAAUGGUUCCUAGUCAGAUGGUUGCGGACUCAUCUCCUGAGACUUCUCCAAUAAGACCCCUGCCACGGUCAGGAUCUACUGCCAACCUGCAAUCAGCGAGCAAACUCAUCCUCAGCUCCAAGUUGGUUUACAGCAAGAGGCUUGACCUACCCCAUGGGGUGGAGGUUACCAGGGCCACCCCCUCUGCAGGUCAUCUGAGCUCCUCCUCUAUCUACCCUGUGUGCCUGGCUCCUUACAUGAUUGUUACUACCUGCUCUGACUCGUGUGUGCGGUUCUGGCGUUGUGCCGUGGAGGCCGUUGAAGGUUAUAGUGAAGAUUGCAAGGACAACCGUGCAUACUGCUGGGAGCCGUGGUCCCUGAUGAACGAGGAGGAAGACAACAACAGUACUGUGUGUGUGCCAGGACGACCUGUAGCUGUAUCUUGCUCCUAUAUUGGUAGGCUGGCCGUUGCCUUCAAGCAACCACGACACGGACAACUGCAGGGUUCUCGAGAGGAUUUCUCUAUGCACGUGUCCAUAUAUGAGUGUGAGUCCACUGGUGGCUCAGAGUGGGUUUUAGAACAAACUGUUCACCUGGAUGACUUCACCAGACCUACAUCGACCCUGGAUCCAAGAGUCAGUGUGGACUCCAACCUUUUUGUCUACAGCAGGUCUGAUUUGUACAUGAGCAGAGACCAUAGCUCCCCUAACAUCAAGCAUUAUGUACAUCUGGACUGGCUGUCAAAGGAGGAUGGAUCUCACAUCCUCACCGUGGGGGUUGGAUCCAACAUCCUCAUGUAUGGCAGGAUCUCUGGCAUUGUCAAUGAGCAGAUUAGCAGUAAAGAGGGAGUUGCUGUCAUCACCCUGCCUCUGGGGGGCAGUAUUAAACAGGGCAUACGCUCACGCUGGAUCUUGCUUCGCACUGUGGAUCUCCUGUCUUCUGUGGACGGCACACCAUCGCUGCCAGUGUCCCUGUCCUGGGUGAGAGAUGGCAUCCUGGUGGUGGGCAUGGACUGUGAAAUGCAUGUUUAUGCCCAAUGGUAUCAGGACAAGAAACCUGGUGAGGGAGAGGACGGCAACCUGUCAACUGCAGAUAUCGCGGGAGGUCCACCCAUGGGUCCACCUUCUGUUUUUGAGGGAAGAGCCAGGUCUAAGAGUGUGUUUGAAGGAAGUGCUGCAGUGGAUGAGGCCCUUCGUGCCCCAGCAGGUCUGCAGGAAGGGGGACUAUUUGAAGCAGCUCACUCACUGUCUCCAACUCUACCCCAGUACCAUCCCACCCAGCUGCUGGAACUUAUGGACCUUGGCAGGGUUCGCCGUGCAAAGGCCAUCCUCGCUCACUUGGUGAAGUGUAUUGCUGGAGAAGUUGCUGUGGUCAGGGAUGUGGAGGCAGGUGAGGGUGGAGCCAGGAGACAUCUUUCCCGGACCAUCAGUGUAACUGGUAGCACCGCAAAAGACACCAUCGUGACUGGCCGUGAUGGGGGUAGGGAUUAUACAGAAAUCAACUCCAUUCCUCCUUUGCCACUCUACGCCCUCAUGUUGGCAGACCUAGAUACUUCAUACAAAGGACCAGAAGAGGCUGCAAAGGGAAAUAAGAUGACUGACAGUGAAGGAACACAAAAAUCUGCAGAGGAUCAGUAUGCUGACCUUUUCCAGGUCCCAACAGUCACAACCGAUGACUUUGUGAACUUUGCCACUGACAAACCAGAAAAGAAGUCUAGAGUUAUCAACCUCUCUCAAUAUGGGCCCACCUACUUUGGACCAGAGCAUGCUCAGGUGUUAUCCAGUCAUCUUAUGCACUCCAGUUUACCAGGGCUGACAAGAUUAGAGCAGAUGUUCUUAGUGGCCUUGGCUGAUACUGUUGCCACUACCAGUGCUGAGGUCACCAGCACCACUGAUCAGCAGUACACAGGUGGUGAGGCUCUUGAUGAGUGUGGAUUAAGGUACUUGCUGGCUAUGCGUCUUCAUACCUGCCUGCUCACGUCCCUGCCCCCUCUGUACCGCAUGCAACUGCUGCACCAGGGGCUAUCAACAUGUCAUUUUGCGUGGGCCUUUCACUCAGAAGCAGAAGAAGAGCUGCUUAACAUGAUUCCAGCCAUGCAGAGAGGUGACCCACAGUGGUCUGAGCUAAGAGCUGUUGGGGUGGGUUGGUGGAUACGGAACAUCAACACUCUGAGGAAAAUGGUGGAGAAGUUAGGAAAAGCUGCGUUUCAGAGGCACAACGACCCUUUGGAUGCUGCUCUGUUCUACUUGGCUAUGAAAAAGAAAGCUGUCCUGUGGGGACUCUUCAGGUCUCAGCAUGAUGAGAAGAUGACCCAGUUCUUCAAGAACAACUUCAGUGAAGACCGAUGGAGAAAGGCCGCUCUAAAAAAUGCUUUCUCCCUCCUGGGGAAGCAGCGCUUUGAACAGUCUUCUGCCUUCUUCUUACUUGCCGGAUCUCUCAAAGAUGCCAUAGAGGUGUUGAUGGAGAAGAUGGAGGAUAUUCAAUUAGCCAUGAUAGUAGCAAGACUGUAUGAGGCUGAUUUUGAGAAUUCAUCAACUUGCCAAGGCCUUCUUUAUGAAAAAGUCUUGGGCUGCAACAGAGAUGGAAGUGGUUACCAUUGCUCCAGACUGCACCCAGACCCUUUCCUCCGCAGCAUAUCCUACUGGAUCAUGAAGGACUACACACAAGCCCUGGACACUUUGUUGGAACAAAUCCCCAAAGAGGAUGAUGAGAAUCCUGAUGUGAUGGUAAAGUCUUGCAACCCUGUGGUAUUCAGUUUCUAUAACUACCUGAGAACACAUCCACUGAUCAUCCGUCGUUACUUUGCAAAUCCAGAGGGCACAGCGGUAACUGUGGGUCUUACUGCUGAAAUGAGUAGUGCAGAUGAGAUAAACCUCAUAGAGCGUAAAUUGUUCUUCACUACUGCCAAUGCACACUUUAAGGUGGGCUGCCCGGUUCUGGCUCUGGAAGUACUCUCUAAAAUUCCCAAAGUUGCCAAGAAAUUUGGCUCCUCACCUCUUAGUAAAGCUUCAUCCAAGGCAACCUUAAACUCCAGCCAACCCUUGGAAAAUGGCACCCAGGGAGGUGUGGACUGGGGCCCCCCAGCUACACCUGCCCAUGCCUGGGGAGGAAAUUAUAGUCUAAGUGGUUUGGACUGGAGUCAACCUAUGGUCAAAGUGGAGGAAGAUGAACUCAAGCUGGAUUGGGGAGAUGACAAGGCAGGUGAUGAUGAUGACGAUGAGGACAACGAUGAUAAUGGGCUGACUAUGAAGAAACCAGAGUCCAAAGAAAAAAGAGUCUCAGAUGGUGGCAUGUCAAAGCUUCAAAGAGAUGACUCACAGGGUGAAUCCGAGGUGGAUGUUAUAGCAGAGCAGCUGAAGUUCCGUGCCUGUCUGAAGAUCUUGAUGACAGAGUUGCGUACACUUGCUACAGGCUUUGAGGUGGAUGGUGGGAAGCUCCGCUUUCAGCUCUACAGUUGGCUGGAAAAGGAAAUAGCAGCCAUACAUAAGAUCUGUAACUACAAGGUGGAGGGCAAGGAGGAAGACUCAGACGAACACUGUAAAGAGCGCACAGGUUCAGUAGACGUAUCAGACGAGGCCCUGGAGCGCAUGGAGACUGGGGCCUAUGAGCGUCACCAGCUCGAGCGACGUCGUCUUCAGGCCAAGCAGCAGCACUCAGAAAGGCGAAAGGCAUGGUUAAGGAAGAACCAAGCCCUGCUGAGAGUGUUUCUGUCUUACUGCAGCCUUCAUGGAGCCAAGGGAGGGGGACUCACCUCUGUUCGUAUGGAACUUCUUUUUCUUCUGCAGGAGAGCCAGCAGGAGACAACAGUAAAGCAGCUGCAGUCUCCUCUGCCUCUGCCUACUACACUGCCUCUGCUGUCAGCUUGCAUUGCCACCACAAAGACAGUCAUAGCCAAUCCUGUUCUCCACCUCAGCAACCACAUUCAUGACAUCCUCCACACCAUGAACUCAAUGAAGGACCCACCACAUCCUGACAUUAUAGAUGAUAAGGUGAUCGCUCUACACACACUAGCCGCAUCCCUGUCUGCUUGCAUUUAUCAAGCACUGUGUGACAGCCAUAGCUACAGCAGUCAGACAGAGGCCAACCAGUUUACAGGAAUGGUAUACCAGGGCCUGUUGCUCAGUGAAAGGAAAAGACUACGCACGGAAAGCAUCGAAGAACAUAUAACUCCUAACUCUGCUCCUGCCCAGUGGCCAGGUGUGUCGUCCCUGAUUUCUCUGUUGACAUCUGCCAGGGAGGAGGACCAGCCGAGGCUCAACGUGCUGCUGUGUGAAGCAGUCAUAGCUGUUUACCUUGCGUUGCUCAUCCAUGGCCUGGGCACUCAUGGCAGCAAUGAACUCUUUCGCCUGGCUGCACAUCCCCUCAACAACCGCAUGUGGGCUGCUGUCUUUGGAGGAGGGGCCAAAGUCAUUGUUAAGCCAAAGAGGCCAGAAGCCCCACCAGUGUCAGCUGAUUUUGAGGCAGCCAGUCCAGAGGAGUCUCAAGAAGAGACAGGAAGCAACCUCACCCCAAAUCCCUCUCCUAUCCCCACUGAAACCCAGAUACCCAAACCAUCCCCUCCCCCAAUUACAAUGGGAGUGAGGUCAGACAUUAUGGCACCAGAAACUAGGGCCAGCUCAAUGGCUGAGCCUAGACAGGAGUGUUCAGAGGCCAAGGCUGAGACACUUUCUCGAUCUGACACUAAAGCAGUGGCUCCACCGCAGCCCCCAGCAGAGGAUGUAGACCGUUACAGACGUAGAUUCAAUAUGAGGAUGCUCGUUCCUGGACGCCCAGUGAAGGAGACGCCUGCUGCCCCACCUCCAGUGCCCACAGAGAGACCCACAUACCGGGAGAAGUUCAUUCCUCCGGAGUUGAGCAUGUGGGACUACUUUGUAGCCAAACCUUUCCUGCCAUUGUCAGACAGUAAUGCUCUGUAUGACUCUGAUGAAAGUGGGGCAGAGGACGAUGAAGAUGACGAUGAUGCCUUCCUUUCUGACACACAGAUGACGGAGCAUUCUGACCCGAACUCCUACAGCUGGGCUCUGAUUCGACUAGUCAUGGUAAAACUGGCUCAUCAAAAUGUUAAGAACUUCCUUCCUCUUGCCGGCCUUGACUUCACAGACCUGCCUGUCACUUCCCCUCUAAGCAAUGCAGUGUUAAAGACUUUAGAGAACUGGGAGCAGGUUUUGCUGGAGCGAAUGAAUAGGUUUGACGGCCCUCCUCCUAACUAUAUAAACACCUACCCCACUGACCUCAGUGCUGGAGGUGGUCCCGCCAUACUCCGACACAAGGCCAUGCUGGAGCCAGACAACACACCCUUCAAGACAAAGAACCACCAGUCUUUUCCAGCCCGCCGUCUUUGGCAUUUCCUGGUCAAACAGGAAAUUCUUCAGGAGACCUUGAUUCGCUACAUCUUCACAAAGAAAAGGAAGCAGAGUGAGUCUGUAGAGAACCAUAUGGACCACAUAAGCCCAAACUGCAUAGCAGGAGGUAGCAGUUCUUACAAGGUAGAGGCAGACCUAGGCUACCCAGGAGGCAAGGCCAAAAUCAUCCACAAGGAGUCUGAUAUCAUCAUGGCGUUUGCCAUCAACAAGGCCAACUCAAACGAGAUAGUGUUGGCCUCCACACAUGAUGUCCAGGAGGUGGAUGUUUCUACUCUAGUGGCUGUUCAACCCUACACCUGGAUAGGGGAUGACUUUGAUAAGGAGUCCUGCAGCUCUGAUGAUAUAGAUCCUCGCUCCUCUCAUACCAACAUUGCCCAGGCGAGCUCUGCCCCCUUUGCACCAACUCAGAUGCCAGUAUCUGCAUCAAUGCCAUGGCUCGGUAGUGGGCAGACCAGCAUGGGUGCCAGUGUGAUUAUGAAGAGGAAUUUGAAUAAUGUGAAGAGAAUGACUUCCCACCCCAUAUAUCAGUACUACAUGACAGGGGCUCAGGAUGGUAGUGUGAGAAUGUUUGAGUGGAACAGACCUCAACAGCUCAUUUGCUUUAGACAAGCAGGCAACGCUAGAGUUACUCGGCUCUACUUCAACUCCCAGGGCAAUAAGUGUGGAGUUGCAGAUGGAGAGGGCUUCCUUAGUCUGUGGCAGGUCAACCAGACAUCCUCCAACCCAAAACCAUACCUGAGCUGGCAGUGCCACACAAAGACCUGUGGGGAUUUUGCUUUCAUCACAUCCUCCAGCCUCAUUGCCACUGCUGGCCAGUCCAAUGAUAACCGAAAUGUUUGCCUGUGGGAUACUCUGAUUUCACCAAGCAAUACUAUGGUUCAUGCUUUCCCCUGCCAUGAGAACGGAGCCACUGUGUUGCAGUAUGCUCCUAAACAGCAGCUGCUGAUCACUGGAGGCAGAAAAGGUUUUGUUUGUGUGUUUGACAUCCGCCAGAGGCAGCUGCUCCAUACUUUCCAGGCCCAUGACUCAGCCAUCAAGGCCCUCGCACUGGAUGCCUAUGAAGAUUUCUUCGUCACUGGGUCUGCCGAGGGCAACAUGAAGGUAUGGAAGUUAGCUGGCCAUGGACUCAUGCACUCUUUCAGCACUGAGCAUGCCAAGCAGUCCAUUUUCCGUAACAUCGGCGCUGGUGUUAUGCAGGUGGAAACUCACCCAAAUAACCGCAUCUUCACCUGUGGAGCAGACGGCACCCUGAAGAUGAGGGUCCUCCCCGAUCGUUACAACAUCCCCAGCAGCUUGGUCGACAUCCUGUAAAGAAUGUUUCCGUUUCAGAGGGUCCAUAGAGAGCUGGAAAGAAAAAACACAAAAAAACUUAUGUAACACCCGCUAGAAAUUAUUAGUAUUAUUGAUUGGGAAAGACUUGGUGAAAAGGUCACCACUCUUGGUGUCUUUCAGUGUGUGCAGUGUUUACUGUUGAUGUAAAUCAUAUCCAGAAUGCAGCUGCAAAUGUUUGUUUAUUUUCCCCCAAAGGCUGAAAGCAACAUUACAAGCAAAAGGUAUCAUACUUGAUUUUAAAGCUAGAUUUACUGUAAUUUUAUUGAAGAAUCUCUACUCUUAGAGUGUGUCCAUAGGGAAGCUAUGCAUGUCCUGUUCUUGUUAAGCGGUGCAAUCACAGGUCUGUUGAUAGUGCUCUGUAAAAGUGCUCAAGCAAAAAUUUUAAAAGUGUGUACUUGUCGUCAUUUUGUGCCCACAGCUGAAACCUCCUAGCAUCUACUGUAACCAGCACUGUGGUUUGUUAUUGAGUCAGUGGUUUCCAGUGUGAAUCAAGUUGUUGGAAUCUGCAUUUUGUUUCAGUGGUUUUAUAACAACCCCCCUCCUAGUCCCGCCCUUCUGCCUGGCUUUUCCCAGUCCUUAUGGCGGAGCUGACAGUGCUCCAAUACCAACGCCCCCCCACCCCCUCUCCCCGUUUCAUAGGCUGCUUGUCACUCACGCUGACCUCUCCUCUUUUUGGUUUGACUGGUUAGCUUGUCGAUCGUGUUUACUCUACUGUUUCUCCCAUCUGUACACCUGCCCAUCUCCUGAAAUGCCUCAUUGCAUGGCAGACUCACUGCUAGAGCAUUUCCUGUGUGGAAGAUGAUGUGUUUUACUUCUGUAACUGUGAUUUUAAUGUUUCCAUCUGUCUGGUCCAAAGCAAGAAACAGAAACUACCCACCCAGAGCAAGGAAUACAACGGUUCACUUCUGGUCUUGCACAAGAUAUUGUUUGAUUUGCUUUUUAAUUUUAUUAUUUAUAUAUUUGUUUGGUUGGCUGUUCCUUUGUAAACCGAAUCUAACUUAUUGCCUUUUAAUUUAGGAAUGUAAGGGGUUUGUGACUGGGAGAUGUGCAACAGUCUACUGUAUGUAAGUGUGUGUUACCACCUUGCUGUCAUCCAUAAGGAAUAGAUAUUUGCACUCAAAUACUGGAGACACUAAAAGUUUAUUUGAAAUAAAGAGGUUAUUGAAGAAGUAA